This is a messenger RNA of Hibiscus syriacus, 762 nucleotides long. Its product is annotated as bidirectional sugar transporter SWEET7-like. Lineage: Eukaryota; Viridiplantae; Streptophyta; Magnoliopsida; Malvales; Malvaceae. Bases 1 to 747 code for a protein of 248 amino acids. The transcript is spliced from 5 exons. Gene Ontology annotation, cellular component: membrane. Gene Ontology annotation, molecular function: sugar transmembrane transporter activity. Gene Ontology annotation, biological process: carbohydrate transport. The record is from RefSeq and is a predicted model, not a curated record.
AUGGUUUCUCACCUACUCAACACUAUCCGUAAUGUAGUUGUGGUCACAGGGAACGUUAUAUCACUCUUCCUCUUCUUGUCUCCUGUGCCAACUUUUUCUCAAAUUUGGAAGAAAAAUUCAGUGGAGCAGUUCUCGCUAGCCCCGUAUCUAGCAACCUUAAUAAACUGCAUGGUUUGGGUCAUUUACGGGCUGCCUAUGGUUCACCCCAACAGCACUCUGGUUGUUACCAUUAAUGGCACAGGAAUCGCCAUUGAACUCGAGUAUCUAACUUUCUUCUUGAUCUUUUGCAAUGAGAAGAAAAAGAGACUCAGAGUGCUGUUAAUCAUGCUGGUUUUCAUGGCCAUUCUUACUGCACUGGUCCUCACCGUAGCUCACACCACAGGACGCCGGUCCAUGGUCGUCGGAAUUGUAGCAAUUUUGUGCAAUAUCAUGAUGUAUGCUUCGCCUUUAUCCGUCAUGAAACUGGUGAUCUCGACGAAAAGUGUGGAUUACAUGCCAUUUUUCCUCUCACUGGCUUCUUUUACCAACGGCGUUGCUUGGACUACUUACGCUUUCCUCCAUUUUGAUCCUUUCAUUGCCGUUCCAAAUGGACUGGGGACAUUGUUUAGCUUAGCGCAGCUAUUGUUGUACGCCGCAUAUUAUGAGUCCACAAAGAGAAUAAUAGCUGCAAGGAAAGAAACGAAGAUGGAGAUGGAUAUGUCUGAGGUGGUCGUCAAUGAUCCCAAGAAGAACGCCAGAGCUUCAUAAGCGACUUAUCCAUUU